GCAGCCUGAGGAUUGAACCCCUGGGGUGUCUGUCCCCCACUUCUUCUUCCCAUGUCCACACUGCUCUCUCCAAUUUGCCAUGUCUAGCCUACAUGGAUGGAUGGAUGGAUGGAUUCUGACCCCAUCAGCUCAUCUCGGACUGGAUCCACCCACCUGAUGGUCAGAAAGUGUCGGUAGUGAGUGUUAGGCGAGGCAAGUGUGUAUAGCCUCAGCCGCAAGAGGGCAAUACGAAUCGUAUGGAAAAAGAAAGAAAACCGACGCAUCUGUCCAACGCUUACUAUCAAUCUCUGAGGUCCUUGUGCAGUGAGUACCAUCACCCAUUGGUUGCCCAAGAAAAGGUGCCCAACGCAAGUAUAUGCUUUUUCUCUCUGUUCUUUUUCUUUCCCCUUGAAACGAUGGAGUAUUUUCUUCUUCCAUGCAUAACAAGCUUUCAGGCAAAGUUGCCACUUCGAAAUUCCAUAGUAUGUAGACUGCUAAAAGUGCUCAAUGCUAACCCAAGCACUAGUGCGGGAUGGCACGAGGCAAACCUGCGCCCACGAAGCAAGAACCCCUGGAGCACCACUUCAAACCACCUUCAUCAAACUGACAAGGACUUUUCUAUCGGCAAUUCAAUAUAUCAGACUGGACAUGGAUGCAAGAGACCCUUUAGUAAGAACAAUGUUGGAGGGUCCGACGAAUCCUUCUUUCACGAGAAUAGCAACCUCGUAUUAUUUGGAAUUUUCUACAGGAAACCUAUGACGAUAUGGAGUUAAUGUUGGGCUCUGACAAAGCACCAACUCGACGAGAAUAUGAUCCACACUUCUGCUCGGAGAUCUACGGAUACAAUUCAUACAUUUUAUGGAUCCUUAUACCUUCCUGAAGGAUGCACAUGAUUGGCACGACGCUGUUUCAUGCCUUAAAUUGGACCAUCUCAUUUCAGCGGCUCUUGAAAUAGCCAAGC
Molecule: messenger RNA, 940 nt
Organism: Aspergillus sclerotioniger CBS 115572
Lineage: Eukaryota; Fungi; Ascomycota; Eurotiomycetes; Eurotiales; Aspergillaceae
Exons: 1
Coding region: 237-752 (171 amino acids)
Source: RefSeq, a predicted model, not a curated record